AGUUGGCUUGGCCCCCAACCCGCCUCCGGCCGCGUAGUAAUACGCUAUCUUUUUCUUCUACAUUAAAAAAUCAUAAAUCACCAGCAUGGCUUGCUCCAUGUUAAAGUUUCUGAAAUCUGAGUCACAUUUACUUAGAAGAAGUUAUAGCAGUGCAGCACCAACCACAAAACUCUACAUAGAUGGGCAAUAUGUUGACUCCAAGACAAACAACUGGAUUGAGCUUACAAACCCGGCAACCAAUGAAGUAAUUGGAAGAGUGCCAGAGGCCACUCAAGAAGAGUUGAAUUCAGCUCUUGAAGCGGCUAAAAGGGCGUACAAAUCAUGGAGCCAAAGUACCAUUAUGACUCGCCAACAACUUAUGUUUAAAUUUGCACGGUUAUUGAGAGAAAAUCAGUCUAAAUUGGCGGCAAAAAUUACAGAGGAACAAGGAAAAACUAUAGCCGAUGCCGAAGGUGAUGUGCUGAGAGGAAUACAAUCCGUGGAACAUUGUUGCAGUAUUACGUCAUUGCAGUUGGGUGAUUCUAUUCAAAACAUUGCUAAAGACAUGGACACACAUAGCUACAAAGUUCCAUUGGGAGUGGUUGGAGGCGUGGCAGCUUUCAACUUCCCCGUGAUGAUACCGCUGUGGAUGUUCCCGCCCGCGUUGGUGACCGGCAACACGUGCGUGGUGAAGCCCUCCGAGCAGGAUCCCGGCGCCACGCUCCUCAUGAUGGAGCUGCUGCAGGAGGCCGGCGCUCCGCCAGGAGUCGUCAACGUAAUCCACGGUACUCACGACGCAGUAAACUUCAUAUGCGAUCAUCCUGACAUCAAGGCUGUCUCGUUUGUGGGGGGCGAUGCCGCUGGAAAACACAUUUACACAAGAGCUUCUGCUGCAGGUAAACGGGUCCAAAGUAACAUGGGCGCUAAGAACCACGGUGUUAUAAUGCCGGACGCCAACAAGGAGCACACGUUGAAUCAAUUGGCGGGGGCGGCGUUCGGUGCCGCGGGACAACGUUGUAUGGCACUCAGUACUGCAGUAUUUGUCGGUGAAGCUAAGGAAUGGAUCCCCGACCUAGUGAAACGUGCUCAAGCUCUCAAAGUGAAUGCGGGUCAUGUGCCCGGUACUGAUGUUGGACCUGUUAUAUCUGUCAACGCCAAGAACAGGAUCCUCAGGCUGGUCGAAUCAGGUGUAAAAGAAGGCGCGAAACUAGCGCUAGACGGACGCGGCGUAAAAGUCUCCGGUUUCGAGAAAGGCAACUUCGUCGGUCCAACUAUCCUUACCGAUGUUACGCCUCCAAUGGAGUGCUACAAGGAGGAAAUCUUCGGCCCCGUUCUUAUUUGCCUGUUUGUUGAUACACUAGAUGAGGCAAUACAGAUGAUCAACUCCAACCCUUACGGCAACGGAACAGCCAUAUUCACAACCAACGGAGCUACUGCUAGGAAAUUCGCCAAUGAAAUUGACGUAGGACAAGUCGGGGUAAAUGUGCCAAUUCCUGUCCCACUCUCCAUGUUCUCUUUCUCUGGUACAAGAGGAAGCUUUUUGGGCACAAAUCAUUUUUGCGGCAAACAAGGCUUGGACUUUUACACUGAAUUGAAGACAGUUGUAUCAUUCUGGAGGCAAAGCGACGUAUCUCAUGCUAGAGCUGCAGUAUCCAUGCCUACACAACAAUAAGAGUAAUAUAAAAUAUGAUGUAAAUGUUAUUUAAACAAAACAAAGAGACUGCCUUAAAAAUAAAUUUAUUUAUUUUUAUAUUUAUAAUAUCAACUUUAUAGCGUUUGGUAAUAAGUGUCACAGUUUAUUUCUUUAUGUUUCUAGAGGCUGAUUUAUUUUUGUAUAACAAUUUUAAUUGUAAAUAUUACAGCAUUGUAUUUCAUUGAUCAUAGUGAAUUACAAAUCGUCUUCCAGUAUAAUGUUAUAAGUAUAAUUAUUAUAUAUUUUAUUUUUGUUGUUACCCGUAUAUAAAAAUGCAAAUAUAAUACAUAAUAUUUUUA
Diatraea saccharalis (sugarcane borer) is the source of this 1971-nucleotide messenger RNA. The record is from the annotation of a GenBank genome assembly. NCBI's taxonomy places the organism in Eukaryota, Metazoa, Arthropoda, Insecta, Lepidoptera, Crambidae.